This is a messenger RNA of Penicillium paradoxum, 663 nucleotides long. RefSeq lists its product as uncharacterized. NCBI's taxonomy places the organism in Eukaryota, Fungi, Ascomycota, Eurotiomycetes, Eurotiales, Aspergillaceae. The record is from RefSeq and is a predicted model, not a curated record. The coding region runs from base 1 to 663 and encodes 220 amino acids. The transcript has a single exon.
AUGGCGAACAAGAAUUAUUCCUGCGUCGAUUUUGACGGAAGUGACAAUACACAAGCGAUGGAAGUGAUCGAUGAAUUUGACGACAGUGACGUCCUCGAAAGACUUGAAGACCUCGAGAAAAAAGUUAACGGUUUCAUGCAACACAAAACAAACGAGCCUGAAUAUUCCUAUGCCAUCGCGAGAAUCGAAUGCCUCGAGCAAGUUGUCAAUAUCCUAAUACGACGGGAAUGUGCCCAGCCAGAGGAUUCUUCCAACGACCGUGAGGCAGUUCUGAACAUGUGGUCCAAAUGCCCUUUCCCUCCAGAGGGACUUGAAAACGUCAGCACCAUCCGCGAAGGAGAUAUCUGCGCUGAUAUCCGAGUCAUCCUAGCGAAGGAGAAGACAGACAAGGAAACCGCCGACCGAUGGAAAUGGGUGCUCUUGGAUCGAUAUUCUCUUACCUGGGGGGUUGAUUGCGGAGGACACAAUGACCUGAGCUCUGUCUCUCUGGAGAUGAUCCGGGUGUUUAAUAUCAGAGCUCGUGUUCUCUAUGCCUGGGGGAAUGGACAACACCUGGGAAUCCUCGAUGUCUGUGAUCACUGGAUUGGUUGUUGGAGGCGUGAUAACACGACCUGCAUCUCCCACGAGGCAUUUUGCAAGCUCUGCAAGCUGUAUUAUGCCUGA